This is a messenger RNA of Chara braunii, 1693 nucleotides long. The record is from the annotation of a GenBank genome assembly. NCBI's taxonomy places the organism in Eukaryota, Viridiplantae, Streptophyta, Charophyceae, Charales, Characeae.
GCCGUCAUCCAUUCGAUUUGCAACUAUCACCGACGGCCACCAUGGACGUUUCUAGAACGGUCCUCGUCCAGCGGAGUGGACAGGGUGGCGGUGCGAGCACGCAGACAAUGCAUGCCAGUGUCCUUGACGACGGGGUGUCAAUGCACCGGCCGAACCACAUGUCAAGGCUUGCGCUUAGCCAGGCCGCACCAGCGGGCAGCGUGCCGUGUCGCCAACCUGCGGCAGGCGCUGCCAUGCAGGAUCAGAGGGCUGAUGUAGGUGGUGUUGCGGAAUCCCCUCGAUGCGUGGAGUGUAUCGUCUGCCGGUUCAACAGCUUGCGGGCGACCAGCGAAGGUGACGGAGCAGGCGCGGCCAUGCAGGAACGGAGACUUGAUCUGUGCGGGGUUGCGGAAUCAGCUCGAUGCGUGGAGCGUAUUGUCUGCCGCUACAAUAGCUCGAGGCCGACCGGUGACGGUGAUGUGGGCGGCCGUGAAGGUGGUGCCAGCAAGCCGGACCACGUCGACGUAGAAGACGAUGACGCCGACGACGAAGACGAAGACGAAGCUCCGGUCAAGGAAGCAGUAUCCGGACGAACGAAAAAGCAACCUUCCAAAGUCCGUGGGAAAGCGAAGGGUAAGGAUAAGGAAGGUGAUACGAACGACGAGGGUGGCGGGAGCGGAGCGCGGGGGAACUGGAGUUUGAACGAAUCCCUCGUUCUUGUCCGGUGCAAGAGAGACCAAGACAACUACUUCGCUAAUGCGGGAACCAAUUUCGCCAGAAUGAAAACGAAGGACCAGAAGUGGAUGGACAUCGCAAAGCGGAUGGAGAAGGAAGGAGUUCGGCGAGACGGGGAGCAAUGCAUGAAGAGAUGGGAGAACAUACACGGGUGGUACAGGAAAGUGUGGGACAGGGAGAAGGAUUCGGGACUGCAAUCGUACUUCCUCAUGACAACGAAAGCACGGAAGGAGAAAGGGUACAGGUUCAAUCUAGACUGCACUCUAUACGACGCGAUCCACAUCAUGCAGGGGAACAACCUGGUCGUCCACCCGCCGAAUCUCAUGGACACCGGCAACGCACAAGGACAAUAGGGACGGAGGAUGGUGAAUUGCGCACUCGUGUUCAAAGUGGAACACAGUGGCAAUAGUGAAAUCGCACGUGGCGGUCAUCGAGGGGUUGUCGUUACGGAAGUCGACAUCGGACAUCGCAGCUGUGCGGGGGUGCGGCGCUGCGAAUCAAUGGACAUCCAGGUGGCACUCAGAGGUCGUGUCCUCGGUCGUACCAUAACUUUUUACGAGAUGAGGCAUUGUCGAGGAGAGAAGGAUGACAGGUUGUUUGAUUUUGUGGGCGAGGUCAUUGGACAGGAAAUGCGGCAUUACGAGGUGGACGCGAACGGUGACACGAUUCUCAACGUCGUCGUCGCGUUGGGAUAUGUGGAUGACAUGUUGCGGGAGGUGGUUGGCUACGCAACGAAAGUCGGUCGCGCGAUCCCCGACCGGUGGGAAGGAGGAGUAGACGUUCUCGCUCACAUCGUCGACCUCCUGAUGUCCAACAUCGCGAACGAGCACAACGGCCGCAUGACUGUUCCCGCGGAUUUCCGGGUCUGGCCGGAUCCUCCCUUGCACGACCGCCCGGGUCUCCGUGGCGAGAUCCGCAACAUCGAUGAGUAGGUUCGGAUGGAAGCCAUGGCGGCAAACCAUUCGCCGCUCGCACUAGA